AUGAACACAUUGGCCGAGGGCGAGAAAGGAGCCCCAGAUACCGACCGCACUGUAAACAAAUACAAGGCUGGGGCUCGGGGAAGCUCAGAUAUCACCACUACAGACCGUCCGUCUUCCGCAGCCGGCCCGUUCAGUGGUAGUGAAUCGACAGAAUCUGCACUGGAAGCAACAGCCGGGGCAGAUUCCAUUCCUGAUGGCGGUGUCACGGCAUGGCUCCAGGUUCUUGGCUCGUGGAUCAUCUUGGCCGAAACAUGGGGCCUGGUCAACGCGUUUGGUGUCUACCAAACAUAUUACGAAACCAAUAUGCUCUCUUCGAUCUCGUCCUCGUCCAUCUCCUGGAUCGGAUCAGUGCAAGGCGCUUUGCUCAUGAUGGUCAGCUUUGUGUCGGGCCCACUAUACGAUGCAGGGUACUUCCGCCACCUGAUAUUUGUGGGCCUAGGCCUCGUCGUCCUGGGUCAGUUCCUUACAUCACUCUGCUCAGUAUACUGGCAGGUGCUUCUUGCACAGGGCGUCAUGACGGGCAUCGGGAUGGGCCUGAGCUUUUUGCCAUCGGCAGCGAUUCUGGCUCAGUACUUUCGCCGGCGGCGAGCCCUCGUGCUGGGCAUAUCAUCAACCGGCUCUCCCCUAGUGGGCAUCACCCUUCCCAUCAUCUUUUCGAGGCUUGAGCCGAGAAUCGGUUUUGCAUGGACGACCCGUACGAUAGCUUUCAUCUUAUUAGCAUUAUCGGCAAUACCUCUGGCAUGUAUGCAUACACGCCUGCCUCCCAGCGAGGGGGCUCCAAGGAGGAUCAUUGACCCAACAGCACUGCGUGAGGCGUCUUUCUUGACUACAGUGUGUGGUUCCUUCUUCGUGUUCCUCACCCUGUACGUCCCAUUCUUCUACCUCCAGCUCUACGCAGAGACGCAUGGACUCGCAAGUCCCGAUAUUUCGCCUUAUGUGGUGACGGUGCUCAACGCCGGCAGCAUCGUCGGGAGGGUGGUUCCAAACCACCUUGCCGACCGCGCCGGGUCCGUCAACAUGCUGCUGGUCUGCGGUGUAUGCACACUGGUAGUUCUCGCGGGCUGGUUUGGAAUACAGAAUUUUGCCGGAUUAAUCGUCUUUGCCCUGCUCUACGGGGGCUUCUCUGGCGGCAUAGUUAGUUUGAUGCCCAGCGUCAUCAUAUCGUUGACUCCAGACCCGGGGAGAGUUGGGGCGAGGUUGGGCAUGAAUUUCCUCACGACGGGCGUGGCUCUGUUGAUAGGGACCCCGGUCGCCGGGGCCGUGGUCAAUGGUUUCGGGCGUAGCCAGUGGCUUGGAGUGAUUGGGUACUCGACAGCCGGCAUGCUUGUUGGGGUUUCUCUCCACGGCACAAGCCGACUUUUGCUCUGGCGCACCAAGGGACAGGUUAAGGCCUGA
This is a messenger RNA of Pyricularia oryzae 70-15, 1395 nucleotides long. RefSeq lists its product as uncharacterized. Bases 1 to 1395 code for a protein of 464 amino acids. The transcript has a single exon. Gene Ontology annotation, cellular component: fungal-type vacuole membrane. Gene Ontology annotation, molecular function: transmembrane transporter activity. The record is from RefSeq and is a predicted model, not a curated record. NCBI's taxonomy places the organism in Eukaryota, Fungi, Ascomycota, Sordariomycetes, Magnaporthales, Pyriculariaceae. Gene Ontology annotation, biological process: transmembrane transport.